AUGCCUCUUGUCCAUUUGAACCAACUAUCACCGGAGGGCCAGCAAAGGAUUGAAAAUGCCUACAAGGCAGUUGUUGAAGCCUGCGCUGGUGAAGUUCAACCAAUCUCACGUGUGGGUUUCGACUACGGUAUCCUGUUUAUCAGGGAACUCGUGAGCGAACAGCCAGUUCAUAGGUUCGCCGGAGAAGCCCCUCAAGUUCCACAGAAUGCGGAAACCUACUCCUUCGAGACUCGUGCCGGCCCUUCUGCCCAAAAGGCUCCUGAGGCUAGUCCCGUAAUCGAGGCUAAGGUUGUAGAAGCCUUUGAAAGACUCGCGUCCAGUACAUCCAGUGAAGUAGGAAAACUGCGUCAAGAGCUGACAGAGACUCGAAACGAGCUGGCGGGGGAGAAGACCCAGCACAACAAGGCAAAGGACCUUGCCAAGGGUUACAAGGAGAAGGUCGACAAGUUACGGAAAGUGAACAACGAAAUGGCGGCUGAAUUGGACGAAAUCACACGACAAGGCAAGGUCCCUGAUCAAUUGACUGAUAAUGAAAUUAUUGAGAUGGUCAAUCAGCUACGCUCGAACAUCCGAAAUUUCACAACACAGUACUUCGGAGAGGAGCUCAAGCUAGACACCAGGUCUAACUUGGCAAGCGCCAAGAUGGACUUGCAAGGUUCGAUAUCAAUCCUCAUCCCAAUAGAGACAGUGCAUCACUGUGUGUCCAAUCCUGUACUACGCCCUGUGAUCAUUCAAGACUUCAUCUGGAGAUGGCUUAUAUCCAAUGUGUUCUCGGCUUACUGCUGGAGUCCCGGGGAUACGAGCAGUGCCAUUAUUCAUCUUGAGAAGUUAUUCUUCAACCAUCUCCAAAAGGGAGAGAUCAACCAAAGUGGCGACCCAGAGCGAGAGUUCCACACGUGGAGAGCAAACACGUCCAAAAUGGUGCAUGAAGCAACAGAGACGAGCUCCGAUACAAGAGAACGCAUGGACUUUGGGAAUAUAUCCAAUCAACUGAAAGAUGACUUGAUGAAGAGAAUUAAAACCUGGCUGCCGAGAAAGAAGGCGCUCCCCAUUGAGCAAAUGGUCGACAUCAUCAAACAAAGCAUCGUGCUGGACAUGCAUCUUAGCAAACAGGUUUCCAAGCUUCAGUGGAAGCUUUUUGAUGACAAUGCUCGACGUGUGAACAAGUUUGACGGGAACUCGAUGGAGCCGGAACCUGGGCAGUCUCAACUCGAGGAGGGUAAGUCCUUUGACUUGGUUCUGGCUCCUGGUCUACUUCGAUAUGGGAGGCCCUCGGGCAACGAAUAUCAUAUCCCACUACUAUUGAUGAAGUCACAGGUAGCUAAGAUUUCCAUUUGA
Messenger RNA from Clonostachys rhizophaga, 1338 nucleotides. The record is from the annotation of a GenBank genome assembly. Lineage: Eukaryota; Fungi; Ascomycota; Sordariomycetes; Hypocreales; Bionectriaceae.